Molecule: messenger RNA, 1067 nt
Organism: Drosophila elegans
Lineage: Eukaryota; Metazoa; Arthropoda; Insecta; Diptera; Drosophilidae
Gene: sosie
Exons: 4
Coding region: 407-967 (186 amino acids)
Source: RefSeq, a predicted model, not a curated record
UCUUCACUUGCAUUUCGAGCGCGCAGGCGACUGGUUGGAGCUACCGUCUCAAGACCUUAUUGAGAAGAAGCAUACCCCAUAUAUACCUAUAUUACCAAAGUAGUAUACAGGAGAUUUUUUGGAGUGACGCCUCUCGUGUGGUUUUGUUUUGCUUCGGACUUUCCAGCGGAGCGGAAACAAUUUCGGUGUGAAAAUUUGCAUAAAAUUACCCCCGCGAAACGGACAAAGAAACGAAAAACGUUAAAGGAAAGCGAUUUAAAGCCUCUGGGCAGUUAGUUUUCAAGCUUGCAAAGUGCGUGCGAAACCCAUCGUCGUGUGUGGAAUUUAUAUAACACCAGAAAAGAACACCUACCUCGGGGGUUUGGCUUAAUCUCAACCCGAAACUCCAUAAAUCCCGGAAUCCAAAAUGCAGCCCCUGAAGCGCUUCACACAAUGCGGCAGUCUGACCAUGCUCUUCGGCAUCUUCAUCAUCCUCUUCGGGGUCAGUUCCACGGCACUGACCACUUUUGGCAAGACCAAUAACCAGCCGCCGCCCACGCACGUUCCCAUUGUCAAAGGACGCGAGUGCAGUGCCCACGAUGAGUGCACGGCAAUAGAUCGCACCAGCUGCGUCAAGGAUCCAAGUGACUACAAGUUGCGAUGUCUCUGCGGCGAUGACUCCGCUCCUUCGGCUGGCAGCUGCCCGGAUGUCCUGAAAGGCCUGCGUCACAAGUGCAACAGCAGCAACGACUGCGAGGACGGAAUGGUGUGCCAGCUCGAGAAUAGCAACCGCACCAUCGGAGUGGCCAAGUUCAUGUCUAGCAAGACCAAACUGUGCCUGUGCGAUAAUGACAACGGAUAUGUGGAGGACAUCCUACACGACAUCUGCAGUGGCGCCAACUUGCAAGGCCUGGUCAGCUUCUUGGUCUCGAUCUGUUCGCUUCUGGCGCCCUUUUUGGUAUCCGCCCACAUGCGAAAGCAUUUCUAGAAGGCGACCUAAGGAGCUCAUGGAAGUCGUAGUUUGGCGUUUGUCUCCCCUAGUGAUCCAUCAAAUGUGCCUCAGUGAAACCAACAGAAACAAAAAGCCA